UGGGUAGAACAACAGAAAUCAAAAACCGAGACCAUGAGCGGAAAGAUUGUCUUUUUCGAGGGGAGGAACUUCCAGGGUCGCUCCUAUGAGUGCAUGAGCGACUGCUCUGAGAUCUCCUCUCAUCUGGGCCGAUGCAGCUCCUGCAGGGUGGAGAGCGGGACGUUCAUGGUCUACGAUCAGCCCAACUUCACGGGCCAGCAGCACCUCCUCACCAGGGGAGAGUACCCCGAGUACCAGAACACCAUCGGCUUCAAUGAGUGCAUUCAGUCCUGCCGCAUGGUCCCUGAGCACAAGGGACCCUUCAAGAUGAGGAUCUACGAGAGGGCGAACUUCGAAGGGCAGAUGCAGGAGCUGACCGACGACUGCGACUCCAUCCAGGAUCAAUACCAGAUGUCGGACAUGCAGUCCUGCAACGUGAUGGAGGGAUACUGGCUGAUGUUCGAGCAGCCAAACUUCGAGGGCAGGAUGUCUUAUCUGAAGCCGGGAAAGUACAGGAACCUCAAAGAGAUGAGCAGCGAAGACAUGAAGUUCAACUCCAUCAGACGCAUCACAGAAUCUGUCUAAUCACUUCUAGCUAAUAGGUUUUGCAGAUGCUUUGUUUUAUUAACAUUAACAAGAUGUGAGAGGCGAUACCAAAAGAUGAAGAAGCCUUGUUUUUUAUCCUGAAACUGUGAUUUGUGCAUUGUUUGCAUGUAGUUCCAGUUGUACGUGCAAUCCAGCCACGAUGAAUUUACCUCUAUACCUGUGUGAUGGGCACAAUAAAAUGAUU
Messenger RNA from Gymnodraco acuticeps, 769 nucleotides. Its product is annotated as gamma-crystallin M3-like. Bases 34 to 564 code for a protein of 176 amino acids. NCBI's taxonomy places the organism in Eukaryota, Metazoa, Chordata, Actinopteri, Perciformes, Bathydraconidae. Gene Ontology annotation, molecular function: structural constituent of eye lens. The record is from RefSeq and is a predicted model, not a curated record. Gene Ontology annotation, biological process: visual perception; lens development in camera-type eye. The transcript is spliced from 3 exons.